AUGACAGAAACCAAUCAACAAAAAGAAGAGGUUUUGAUAAAGACUUUGGAUCAUUGGAGAACUUUGAAUGGUUUCGAUUCGAAUAUGUUGCGAUAUUUAAAGUUAGAGUCAAUCGAUCACGAGAAACACCGUGUAAUCAUGACGAUGACAGUACCAGAUGAGCUUUGUAAUCCUUUAUCAACACUGCAUGGUGGUGCUAUGGCUACAAUUGUUGAUAUUGUAAGUUCUAUUGCAAUUAUAAGUACAGAUCCAUCACAUCUACCACCGAAUGUAUCGAUUGAUAUGUCUAUUAGCUAUGCAGCAACUGCACCGGUCGGAGAAUCAAUCACAAUAGAAUCGAUACUCUAUCAACGAGCAGAGAACAAAGCAUAUGUUUAUACCGAUACAACCAUUUACAAUGCUCAAAAGAAAGUAUGUUGUAAAGGUAGUCAUACUGUAUUUAUUAGUAGAGCCAACAUUAUUGUCUACUACGAAUAA
Messenger RNA from Heterostelium album PN500, 477 nucleotides. Its product is annotated as PaaI family thioesterase. The record is from RefSeq and is a predicted model, not a curated record. The transcript has 3 exons. Bases 1 to 477 code for a protein of 158 amino acids. Gene Ontology annotation, molecular function: fatty acyl-CoA hydrolase activity. Lineage: Eukaryota; Evosea; Eumycetozoa; Acytosteliales; Acytosteliaceae.